Jaculus jaculus (lesser Egyptian jerboa) is the source of this 2782-nucleotide messenger RNA. It is a transcript of the gene Acsl5, whose product is annotated as acyl-CoA synthetase long chain family member 5. Gene Ontology annotation, molecular function: arachidonate-CoA ligase activity. Gene Ontology annotation, cellular component: endoplasmic reticulum; mitochondrion; membrane. The transcript is spliced from 22 exons. Gene Ontology annotation, biological process: long-chain fatty acid metabolic process. NCBI's taxonomy places the organism in Eukaryota, Metazoa, Chordata, Mammalia, Rodentia, Dipodidae. The coding region runs from base 459 to 2510 and encodes 683 amino acids. The record is from RefSeq and is a predicted model, not a curated record.
GUGGAGAGCCACAGCAGCCGGGGCAGCGGCGCGCACGGGGCUCGGGCAGGCGGGCUCAGGUCCCGGCCCCUAGGGGCUGGGGGUUCGAGGCUCCGAGAGCCAGCCAGCGACGCCCGGGGCGGCUUCCCUCCUGCAGCUCAGAAACGCUUCCACUUUCAGUUGUGCAAGAAAAACCAGGAAGUGCAGCCCGGGAGCCCCGGCACGUUAGCAAGCCUGACCAUGGCGUGACUGGGCGCAGCUCAGAGCAGGGGGGGACCCCGAGCCAGGCUGUCUGCCUCCAUGGACUCUCCCAAGAAGCCACGCCGUCCCCGGAGGAACUGGGGGUGAGGACACACGCACAGACGAACAGGCUCGUGUGCCGGGAAGAGCUCAGAGCCAGGAAGCUCCUUUCCCUGGAAGCACCGAGGCAGGCGGUUGGCCCCUCGCAGGGUCUGAAUUUCUGGUUGCUAUUUCCAAAGAUGCUUUUUAUUUUUAACUUCUUGUUUUCCCCACUUCCAACCCCGGCCCUGGUCUGCCUCCUGACGUUUGGGACUGCCAUCUUCCUGUGGCUGAUCAACAGACCUCAGCCAGUCCUACCUCCCAUUAACCUGGACCAGCAGUCAGUGGGAAUUGAGGGAGGAGCACGGAAGGGGGCUUCCCAGAAGGACGACAACUUAAUGCGUUGUUACUACUCAGAUGUCAAGACAGUAUAUGACAUUUUCCAAAGAGGACUUGCUGUGUCUGAUAAUGGACCCUGCUUGGGAUACAGAAAACCAAACCAGCCCUACAAAUGGAUGUCCUACAAACAGGUGUCUGAUCGAGCAGAGUACCUUGGCUCCUGUCUGUUGCACAAAGGAUAUAAGCCAUCACCAGACCAGUUUGUUGGCAUCUUUGCUCAAAAUAGGCCAGAGUGGGUCAUCUCUGAGUUGGCUUGUUACACAUAUUCCAUGGUAGCUGUCCCCCUGUAUGACACCUUGGGAACAGAAGCCAUCAUACAUAUUGUCAACAAGGCUGAUAUCCCCACAGUCAUCUGUGAUGUACCCCAGAAGGCAUCGAUGCUCAUAGAUAACGUGGAAAAGGGCUAUACCCCUGGCCUAAAGAUGGUCAUCCUCAUGGACCCAUUUGAUGACGAGCUGAAGCAAAGAGGAGACAAGUGUGGGGUUGAGAUCUUAUCCCUGUUUGAGGCUGAGAAUCUAGGCAAAGAGAACUUCAAAAAACCUGUGCCUCCAAACCCAGAAGACCUGAGCAUCAUCUGUUUUACAAGUGGAACCACAGGUGACCCCAAAGGAGCCAUGAUAACCCACGAAAAUAUUGUUGCAAACACUUCUGCUUUUCUCAGAUGUCUAGAGAAUAGUUACUUUCCCAGCCCUGAAGAUGUGACAAUUUCCUACCUCCCCCUGGCCCAUAUGUUUGAGAGGGUUGUAGAGGCUGUCCUGUUCUCCUGUGGAGGCAGAGUUGGGUUCUUCCAAGGAGAUAUCCGGUUGCUUCCUGAUGACAUGAAGGCUCUGAAGCCCACAGUGUUUCCCACGGUGCCUCGACUCCUUAACAGGGUCUAUGAUAAGGUACACAAUGAAGCCAAGACCCCCCUGAAGAAGUUCUUGUUGAACCUGGCUAUCAUGAGUAAAUUUAAUGAAGUGAAGAAUGGCAUCAUCAGACGCGACAGUCUGUGGGACAAGUUCAUCUUCUCGAAGAUCCAGGACAGCCUGGGUGGACAAGUCCGCCUGAUGAUCACUGGGGCUGCCCCCAUCUCCACUCCAGUCUUGACAUUCCUCCGGGCAGCAAUGGGAUGUCUGGUGUUUGAAGCUUACGGUCAAACAGAAUGCACAGCUGGGUGUACAUUUACAUCACCUGGGGACUGGACAUCAGGCCAUGUUGGAGCCCCUGUGUCUUGCAAUUUUGUGAAGCUGGAAGAUGUGCCUGAAAUGAACUACUUUUCAGUAAAUAAUGAAGGAGAGAUCUGCAUCAAGGGCACCAAUGUGUUCAAAGGAUACCUAAAGGAUCCUGAUAAGACACAGGAAGCCCUGGACAAGGAUGGCUGGCUUCACACUGGAGACAUUGGUCGCUGGCUUCCAAAUGGGACACUGAAGAUCAUUGACCGGAAGAAGAACAUUUUCAAGCUGGCACAAGGAGAGUACAUUGCUCCAGAGAAGAUAGAAAACAUUUAUCAGAGGAGUAGACUGGUGUCACAAAUUUUUGUACAUGGGGAGAGCUUACGGUCAUCCUUAGUUGGAGUGGUGGUUCCUGACCCAGAUGUACUUCCAUCAUUUGCAGCCAAGCAUGGGAUUAAGGGAACCUUUAAAGAACUGUGUGAAAACCAAACUGUCAGGGAAGCCAUUUUAGAAGACAUUCAGAAAAUCGGGAAAGAAGGUGGCCUCAAGUCCUUUGAACAGGUCAAAACCAUCUUUGUUCACCCAGAGCCCUUUUCCAUUGAAAAUGGGCUCCUGACGCCAACAUUGAAAUCAAAACGAGUGGAGCUCGCCAAGUUCUUUAAGGCCCAAAUCGACAGCUUGUAUGAGACAAUCCAGGAGUAGGUUAAGUUUGCUGAGCUGGAAGCAGUGGGAAGGAACUGAAAUGUAUGUCGAGUGAACUUUUCCAGUAAAUGAAGCACUGAGUAAUAAACUGUCCUGCACUGGGAACAGAGAUCUACAGGCAAACAUGAUGCCUGCAUAGCAGGCUUAUCUUCUGUGAAGGAACCUACUGAUUUUUUCUCCCCGGACUCGUUUCUACUGUAACUAAUACCCAGAGAGCAAGUGGUACCCCUACUUGUAAAUGAAAAAUCUUAAAUAAACUAUUGUCAAAUACA